AAAUAACGUUAUUCGAGAGUAAAACAGUAUGCUCUUUUCCGCAUAAAUGCCUCUCUCUUUAUUAAAAAGAAGAUUAUAGCUAUCUACAUGGCAGUUUGUUGUUGUUAAGAAGUCAUGCUGAAGUUCAAGUACAUCAGUCAAGGAAGCCUGAAAACGCUGUCGUCCAGUGCGGACCCCAUCAGCAGCCGCAGCUCACGACUCAACCAAGUGUUUCAGGGCAGAGUCAGCCUGUGUGGGCAGCAGGGAGGAUGUUCUGUGGGUCGGGAAGAGUUUCUGGAGGCUCUGCUGCUUCUCUACCAGGAGUGUACUUCACCAGAGCUUAUGAAGUUUCAUCAUGUGGCAAACUUUGUCAACAAAUUUUCUGAAGUCAUCUCAGAGCUCCGAGCCCUGCAGCCUAGUCCUCAUGACUUCGAGCUGCGUGCAGUCGUGGGCCGUGGCCACUUUGCUGAAGUCCAAGUAGCACGGGAGAAGGCUACUGGGGAUGUUUGUGCACUGAAAGUCAUGAAUAAGACAGUUCUGCGCAGUCAGGACAAUGUGGUUUUUCAUGAAGAGGAGCGCAGGAUCCUGGCUCUAAACAGCAGUCCAUGGAUCCCACAGCUUCUCUAUGCUUUCCAGGAUAAAGAUCAUGUCUACCUGGCAAUGGAGUACUUGCCAGGUGGAGACCUGAUGUCCCUGCUAAAUCGAUAUGAGGAUCAGUUUGAUGAGUCCAUGGCUCAGUUCUAUUUGGCUGAGCUGGUUGAGGCCAUUCAUGCUGUCCAUCAGCUUGGCUAUGUUCACAGAGAUGUCAAACCAGAGAAUGUUCUCAUCGAUCGGACCGGUCACAUUAAGCUGGCAGACUUUGGAUCUGCUGCCAGGCUGAUGGCUAACAAAACAGUGGCAGCUCCCACAGUACCUGUUGGGACGCAGGACUUUCUCUCCCCUGAGGUCCUGGCAGCUGUGAACGGUGGCUCACAUAGCACCUACGGGGUUGAGUGUGACUGGUGGUCCCUUGGGGUCAUAGCUUAUGAGAUGAUCUAUGCUAGGUCGCCCUUUUCUGAUGGCACUUCUAUCAAGACCAUCAAUAACAUCCUUAACUUCCAGCGCUUCCUUAAGUUUCCGGAGGAGCCGCGGGCCAGUAAGCAGUUUGUAGAUCUGGUGCAGAGCUUACUGUGUGGAGCCAAAGAGCGACUAGGCUUCCAGGGACUCCGCUGUCACUCUUUUUUCUCCACUGUAGACUGGAACAACUUAAGACAAGUUCUCCCGCCUUUCGUUCCUGCAUUGCACGCUGAAGAUGACACCUCUAAUUUUGAGGAGCCGGAGCAGGCAACCCCCCGGUCAGCCUCAGCAGCCCGGCAAGGAGCUCCGCCAGCGGGCUUCCAGGGCCAGGAUCUGCCCUUUCUAGGCUGGUUCUUCAGCAGAACGUUGACAACAUUGGCCAAAACUGAGUCAGUGUCUGCAGGCCUCAACUCUCCUGCCAAGACCAACUCCAUGGAAAAGAAGCUACACCUUAAAAGCAAAGAACUACAAGAAACUCAAGACAAAUGUCACAAGAUGGAGCAGGAGAUCUCCAGGUUUCAGCGUAAGAUGACUGACCUGGAGUCAGUGCUUCACCAGAAGGAUGUGGAGCUUAAGGCCUCUGAGACGCAGAGAAGUAUCCUGGAGCAGGAUCUUGCCACCUACAUUACCGAGUGUAGUAGCCUGAAGCGGAGCUUGGAGGAGGCACGUGUGGAGGUCUCCAGAGAGGAUGACAAGGCCAUGCAGCUGCUACACGACAUCCGCGAACAAAGCAACAAGCUGCAGGAAAUUAAAGAACAAGAAUACCAUGCUCAGCUGGAGGAGAUGCAAGUGACUAUCAGACAGCUGGAGGAGGACCUGUCUGCCGCCCGACGCCGCAGCGACCUUUAUGAAGCUGAACUUAGAGACUCCAGACAGACAAGUGAGGAACUCAAAAGGAAAGCUGUGGAAUACCAGCAGAGAAUCCAGAAGGCCAAAGAGCAGGGCAAGGCUGAGGUGGAGGAGCUUCUUUCCAAACUGGAAAAGACUAAUUCUGAGCAGCAGAUUAAAAUCCAAGAGCUCCAGGACAAACUAUCAAAGGCAGUGAAAGCGAGCACAGAAGCAACUGAACUACUGCAGAAUGUCCGGCAGGCCAAAGAGCGGCUGGAACGAGAUCUGGAGCGUCUACGGGGCAAAACCGACUCCAGUGACACACUCAAACGCCGCCUGAGAGAGACAGAGCAGGAGGGCAGGAAGACCCUGGAGAACCAGGUAAAGAGGCUGGAGAUGGUUGAGCGACGGGAGAAUAAGCUGAAGGAUGACAUUCAGACCAAAUCCCAGCAGAUCCAGCAGAUGGCUGAAAAGAUCCUGGAACUUGAGGAAAACCUGAGGGAUGCCCAGUCAACAGCUCAGAGAAUGGAAACCCAGCUGGUUCAGAAAGAGAGGCUUUAUGAAGACAAGAUUAAGGUUCUGGAGGCCCAGAUGAAGGUGGAUCUGGCUGACAAGGAGAGCCUCGAGGCCAGAAGGGCCCAGCAAGAGGAGGAGUCGAGGGAAAACUGCAAACUGAUCAGUGAACAGAAAGCAACCAUUAAUGCCAUGGACUCCAAAAUGAAGAACCUAGAGCAGCGGAUCGCUGAACUGUCUGAGGCUAAUAAGCUGGCCGCUAACAGCAGCAUCUACACCCAGAAGAAUAUGAAAGCUCAAGAAGAGAUGAUCUCAGAACUUCGGCAGCAGAAGUUUUAUUUGGAGUCUCAGGCAGGCAAACUCGAAGCCCAGAAUGCCAAGCUGGAAGAGCACCUGGAGAAGAUGAGUCAGCAGGAGCAGACGAAGAGGACUCGUCUGAUGGAGCUGGAGAGCCGGCUGCGGGAGAUGGGCCUCGAACAUGAAGAAGAGAAACUGGAGAUCAAGAGACAGGUGUCAGAGCUGACGCUUUCACUGCAGGAGCGCGAGUCCCAGAUUAGCAGCCUGCAGGCUGCACGUCUUGCUCUGGAGAGCCAGCUGCAGCAAGCGAAGACUGAGCUGGAGGAGACCACUGCUGAGGCUGAGGAGGAGAUCACUGCCCUCAGGAAUCACAGAGAUGAAAUUCAGCGCAAGUUUGAUGCCUUGAGAGACAGCUGCUCAGUGAUUACCGACCUGGAGGAGCAACUUACUCAGCUGAGUCAGGAGAAUGCUGAGCUGAACCGCCAGAACUUCUACCUGUCCAAACAGCUUGAUGAAGCAUCAGAUGAGAGGGAGGACCAACUGCAGCUCAGCCAGGAAGUGGACAGGCUGAGAAGGGAAGUGGCCGACCGUGAGAUGCACCUCAACAAUCAGAAGCAGAAUAUUGAGACUCUGAAGACCACAUGCAGCAUGCUGGAGGAGCAGGUAGUGGAGCUGGAGUCGCUAAAUGAUGAGCUGCUGGAGAAGGAGAGGCAGUGGGAGGCUUGGAGAGGAGCCCUGGAAGAUGAAAAAAGCCAAGCCGAGAGACGCACCAGAGAUCUCCAGAGACUGUUGGACAAUGAAAAACAGAACAGGCUUCGUGCAGACCAGCGCAGCACCGAAUCUCGGCAAGCAGUGGAACUUGCAGUCAAGGAGCACAAGGCUGAGAUACUAGCCUUACAGCAGGCUUUGAAAGAGCAGAGACUGAAGGCAGAGAGCCUGUCUGACACUCUCAAUGAUCUGGAAAAGAAGCAUGCCAUGCUGGAGAUGAAUGCCCGCAGCUUACAGCAGAAACUCGAGACUGAGAGAGAACUGAAACAGAGGCUCAUGGAGGAGCAAGGGAAGCUCCAGCAGCAGAUGGACCUGCAGAAAAGCCACAUUUUCCAUCUGACCCAAGGCCUUCAGGAUGCUCUGGACCGGACCGAUAUGCUGAAGACUGAGAGGACUGAUCUGGAAUAUCAGCUGGAAAAUAUACAGGCUGUAUACUCCCAUGAGAAGGUGAAGAUGGAGGGAACUAUAUCCCAGCAGACCAAACUCAUCGACUUCCUUCAGGCCAAAAUGGACCAGCCUACCAAGAAAAAGAAAGGAAUUUUUGGGCGAAGGCGUGAGGAUGUAGGCACCACAACCAAUGGGGCACUGGCUCCUCAGGCCCAACCAACAGUUCCAAUGCAGUACAGUGACAUGAAAAUGGCUUUAGAGAAAGAGCGCUCAAGAUGUGCAGAGCUAGAAGAGGCUCUGCAGAAGAUGAGGAUAGAGCUGCGAUCCCUCAGGGAGGAAGCGGCUCAUUUCAAAGCCCAGGAACACGUAGCUCCUUCCACACCAGCCCAGGCUCGACAUCAAAUCCUCAUGUCUGCCAUCGUCAAAUCCCCAGAGCAUCAGCCCAACCCCAGCAGCCUGCUCAACCCCUCAACUCGCUGUAAAGAGACCUCUACACCCGAAGAAAAGAGGAGGGUCACCUUUGAAAAGUUUGGGCGACGUGUGAAGGAAAGAAUGCACCACAACAUCCCUCAUCGAUUCACUGUGGGCCUUAACAUGAGAGCUGCCAAGUGUGCCGUCUGCCUGGACACUGUGCAUUUUGGACGACAGGCUGCCACUUGUCUAGAGUGCCACACCCUGUGUCAUCCAAAAUGCUCGCCAUGCCUUCCAGCCACCUGCGGCCUGCCAGCUGAGUAUGCCACCCAUUUUUCAGAGGCUUUGUGCCGAGAAAAGGCAAACUCACCUGCACUGCAGGUCAAAGAGGCUAGUGGGCAUGUUCGCUUGGAGGGAUGGAUGAAGCAGCCCAGAAAUGGAAAACGUGGCCAGCAGGGCUGGGAGAGGAAAUACGUGGUCCUGGAUGGAACUAAAGUGUCGAUCUAUGACAAUGAGCCCAGAGAAGACUGUAUUAAGGCUGAGGAGGAGUUUGAGCUGUGUUUGCCUGAUGGAGAGGUGACUGUUCAUGGUGCUGUUGGAGCUUCUGAGCUCAUCAACACUGCCAAAUCAGACAUCCCUUAUGUGUUAAAGCUGGAGUCACAUCCCCACACCACCUGCUGGCCUGGUCAGUCCCUCUACUUCAUGGCUCCCAGUUUUCCUGACAAACAGCGCUGGGUGGCUGUACUGGAGUCUGUGGUGGCCGGUAGCCGUGGCUCUAAAGACAAAGUGGAUGCUGAUGCUGCAGGUGUUUCUAAAAGACAGAAGAACCUAUCCCCUCUGGUUCAGAAACUUCUGGGCAACUCACUACUGAAGCUGGAGGGUGACGACCGUUUGGACAUCAACUGCACUCUGCCGCUCACAGACCAGAUUGUGUUGGUCGGCUCUGAGGAGGGUUUAUAUGCCCUGAACGUCAUAAAGAACUCCUUGACCCACAUCCCUGGCCUAACAUCGGUCUUUCAGAUCCAGAUCCUGAAGGAGCUCGAUAAGCUGCUGAUGAUCACUGGAGAGGAGAGAGCUCUGUGUCUGGUGGAAAUCAAAAAGGUGAAGCAGUCUUUGUCACAGUCCCAUCUCCCAGCUCAGCCGGACCUCAACCCUUUCAUCUUUGAAACAGUCAAAGGAUGCCACCUGUUUUCCUCUGGAAAAAUUGACAAUGGGACCUGUAUCUGUGCAGCUAUGCCCAAUAAAAUCACUAUUCUGCGACUUAACGAGAGCCUCAACAAGUUUUGCAUUAGAAAGGAAAUUGAGACCUCAGAGCCUUGUAGCUGCAUCCACUUCACCGGCUACAGUAUUAUUAUUGGCACAAACAAAUUUUAUGAGAUUGAGAUGAAGCAGUAUGUGUUGGAAGAGUUCCUGGAUAAAAACGACGUGACGCUAGCUUCAGCUGUCUUCGCCGCGUCCUCCCACAGUUUUCCCAUUUCCAUCAUCCAGGUCACCACAGCUCCACAGAAGGAUGAGUACCUGCUCUGUUUCCAUGAGUUUGGUGUGUUUGUGGACGCAUAUGGACGCAGGAGUAGAAACGAUGACAUCAAAUGGAGCCGGCUGCCUCUUUCAUUUGCCUACAGGGAGCCUUACCUGUUUGUGACCUAUUUCAACUCAUUGGACGUUAUUGAGAUUCAGGGACAUGCUGCCCUUGGACCACACUCCUAUGCUCACCUGGACAUCCCAAACCCACGUUACCUUGGCCCAGCCAUUUCCUCUGGCGCCAUCUACCUGGCCUCAUCCUACCAAAACAAACUGCGGGUCAUCUGCUGCAAAGGCAACCUGGUCCAAAGCCAAGAGGGAGGAGACCUGCAGCGUAACGGCUCUGGACGCAGCCCAAACAAGCGCGGGCCUCCUUCCUACAAUGAGCACAUCUCCAAAAGGCUGGCGGCCAAUCCCUUAGCACACGGCGAUCCGGGAACUCCACACCGGUACCGAGAGGCCCGCACAGAGUUUCGUCGUGACAAGUCCCCCAGCCGUCCUCUGGAGAGAGAGAAGUCCCCCGGCAGGAUGCUGGAAAGCCGGAUUGUGGGUUCUCCGGGCAGGGCCAUGGCUGACCCACGGUUGGAGCGCUCCCCGGGAAGGGCCAUGGCAGACCCGCGAAUGGACCGCUCCCCCGGCCGGAUGAUGGAUGUACGCAGAGAGAGGUCCCCAGGACGUUAUGAAGAGCGCCAACGGCUCCAUACUGGCUCUGGAAGGACCCCUAUAAACCCUGUUAACAAGGUGUGGGACCAGUCAUCUGUUUGAGGCACAGCGCCACAUACUCAGCAUGGGCAGAAGGAGGGAACAGAGAACCAGUGAAAAUGUCACCAACUCAUGAUGAAACACUGCCACAUGUCUGUUUUGUCUGACGCAUAAACCGCAAACAAAGGAAACAACUGAAGCUGUCAGAACAGAAAGAGCAGAGGACAAAUGAGUAGAUGUCAUUAGAAUCAGGUUAUUUCUCUCAAACACUUGACCCCAGUCAAUAAAGGUCAACAAAAUGCCAUAUUAACAACUUUUUGAGCAGGGUUCAUUGAACUAUUUGAUCUCUACUCUGAGAAGGGAUUAGUAAAUGUAUUUCAUUUCUUCAAUAGUAUAAAUUCUGGGAUGUGACUUCACAGCUUACGGUCAGGUGUGGGUUUCGCUAGCUUCAGUUAACCCCACACAGUAGUGACUAUGAUAGACAAGCACAGCCGUAGCAACCGGAUCUUACAAACAAAUGCCUGAAUGUCCGUAUUUCAGAGUUAAACACAAAAUACAGCUGGCUUCUCUUCACACUCAGCUCUGUCUACAGUAGCAACAGAUCAGGGCAGGACAGAACUGUAACCAUUUGUGGCUCCAGGCCUGCGCUGACAUGUCAGCACAAUCAUUAUCAGCUAAUUACAAUCAUUCUCUUCUAAUCUCAGUCUCCUGUCGAGGCUUUGAUUAGUUAUGGUGACAGUACAUGGCCGGAGCAAAAGCACCAAAUUUCAAUCAAAAUCCGAGUAAACAUCAACGUCCCCGCCCCUGUAGAACACACACACCGCUGAUGAUUGUGUGCCCUCUCGUAGGUCAACACUAAAACUGCACUACCCACAAUCCCCAGCAGCAAUGGAGCAGGACCUUUCUAAUCCUUCAGAACGCUAUCUGACUGUAAAUAAACAAGACAUAAUUUUAUAUAUAUUGAGAAGGAAUUUCAAGGCUGGAUAAGCCAUGUCUAUUUUUGUUAAAGAAAAAGUGAUUACGUGUUCUAUUGAAUGUCUAAUGAGUAUUCUUUUAAUAUGUCCAAAUGUCCUUUACCAAGUGAGUGAUUGUAUCUGGAUCCCACUCGUGUAUGCACUUCCAUCUGUCAAAGGCAAACCUCAAUGCUGAAUUAUAUGAGACGAGGGAAAAAAAAGAUCAUGUCUGAAGCUUAAAACAUAGUACUUUUUGUACCAUGUCCCUUAUAUUGUAUAUAACCAAAAUGUUCAAGGUAAAGAUGAAAACAGUUUAAAAAAAAUACGUUUUUUUUUUUUUUUUCCCUGAUUCGUAAAUGGCAUGGAUAUGUACAGUAUAUCUGAAAUGGAACGGAGUGUUGUGUUCUGCUUCUGCCUCAUUUGGGUUCCAUUUUAAUUCCAUAAUUUAACAACAAAAGCACGUAAAGAACAUGUCCUUUCUCUUAAAUAAUCCUAUUUGCACAGUAAACUCAUUUGAUUAUAACUUCUCAGUCUUUUAUUUUCUUUUGUUAAGACACUUUUGGCAAGUUAAAAACUAAGUCCAAGAUGCUAAAAUCCAUCCAAAUUACUAUAUGAUUUUAUUCAUGUAUAUUCUAAUUAAUGAAAAUGUUAUAUUUUUGUGGGUUUUAUUUCUACUUCACAUAUACAGUAUAAAAAGAGGAGAUGCCGUCCUUUAACUUGCCCAUUGUGUCUGCUGGCUGUAGGGCGCUCAAUAGGAAGAUGUUUCUUCAGCUUUCUGAAGUCACAGUUUUACUUGUAAAAUCUUCCUGAAUGUAUUAAAGCCAAGAAGGAGCUAAUUUACUGGUUGUUCAACAAAGCACCUAGUGCUACAGAUUGCACAAGUUUUCUACUGGUCUCUCAAAGGGUUUUCCAUUUUAUUUUCCUAUUCUUUUCUCUUUGAAUUUCUUUUCACAUGAUCCUGAAUCAUAAUGCUGUAACGCUGGAUAUGAUAUUGAUGUCUGCUAACAAAUGUUUUAAUAGCGUUCCCUGUAGAGAUUUUGUCACAGAAUAUUAAAUAUUAUAACCAUUGUC
Sphaeramia orbicularis (orbiculate cardinalfish) is the source of this 8486-nucleotide messenger RNA. RefSeq names its product citron rho-interacting serine/threonine kinase a (gene cita). The transcript is spliced from 50 exons. NCBI's taxonomy places the organism in Eukaryota, Metazoa, Chordata, Actinopteri, Kurtiformes, Apogonidae. The coding region runs from base 115 to 6525 and encodes 2136 amino acids. Gene Ontology annotation, biological process: mitotic cytokinesis; protein phosphorylation. The record is from RefSeq and is a predicted model, not a curated record. Gene Ontology annotation, molecular function: protein serine/threonine kinase activity; ATP binding.